GCUUGGGAUUUUUUUUUUAUCUGUGUUGGUUUGCUAAUUGAACCCCCUCGUUGGAGGUUGCCAUGCCGUUUCUGUAAAAAAGUAUGUCCGGAAAUCCAGCAUCCGGUGUCCCUGGGGGCGCCGGGCUCGCCUUAGAAAUGGAGCAGGUGUCGCAGAAUAUACAAAUCUUGCCGGAGGAGACCCUCGUGCGCAUUGGCAAGGGUCCGCUGAUCAAGUUCACCAACGCAUGUGAUGAUAUUGAGAAAGUCAACCGGGUGUUCCAGUCACUUUUGGAGACUUACUCUACGGCCUCGCUCUCUCAUGCGCAUACUACCGCCGCUUGUAAUGCGCUCAGUGCCUUUUUGGAUGCAGCGCGGACGUCCACCUGCGAGAGCACGAGGCAGUUAGCUCGCUCCGACGAGACUUGGCUGUCGGUAUUUGAGGUCUUCAUGACCCGAUACAAGGAUGUCAAGCCCAAGCCGAUGAAGCAGGUGUUGGAGUCGCUGGUCGCCCUGCUGGUGAAGACUCGCCAGGAAUUUGAUCGGUCAGCGCUCCGCAAGAAGAUCAUUGAGACUACGAUUCCCAGCGUUGUUCUCGGCGAGCCUCGCGCGCGGCUAAAGGCCUCGUUCGCCGCGUUGGAGAUGCUGCUCCGCAAGAGUGCAAUCACGCCGUUGGAGCUGAUCUCGCUAACGGACCAGUGGCUUCUGGAUCAUUACGAGAGCUGGACGGCUCUUUUCAAGGAGGACUGCAAGGCUCUCUCUAUCGAUAUCUCGCAGUACCUGCAGGAUGUCUCGGAGAGUGAUAGGUACCGGACAGCCACCGAGAUUCUGGUCCUUGGUAUGCUGGCCCGGGCUACCAAGGCCGAGCUUGCUGCCGCUUCGGGUGAUACGAUGGCAGCCUUCUUCCAGAAAGUAAAGGCUACGUCUAAUUCUCAGUACCUGACGUCUGUUUGGGUGGCGCCCGUUCGCUAUAUCUUGCUGAGGAACUCGGACAACAUGGAGUAUAUGUGCACCUAUGUUCUCCAGCCAUCAUUCUCUAUUGAUCCGGCUGGCUUCAAAUCGUUUAUUGAGCGACUGCCUCUCAACAGUCUUCUCGCUGGUGAUAUGAGCGAUGCCCCGGUGGCGGAGUUCAUGCUAUUGUUCUCUUCUCUGCAGGUCGCCAAGAAGACUGGUCUUGUUCAUGAGGAUCAAUACAUCGCCAAAGCAGGCUCCAACACUGCUUCCGACAAUGUGCUUGUCUUGAAGAGCGAGGUCAUUGGCCAGUUCCUCUUCCAUCGCGACAUAACUAUCAGAAUUGCAGCCCUCUCUCUGCUCAUCACUGCGCCAUCGACGACAAGACCAGUCUCUUCGGCAACGAUGAAGGCGAUCUUGAGCGGACUGCCCUCUAUGCAUACCGAGUCGGAUUCCUACUCGAGAGGCGAAAUCCUGAGUAUGAUCCGCAAGUUGAUUAUCCGCCUGAAGGGUGGGCUUUUGGAGGAUCAGGACGGUCCCAUUGAACAGAAAGCCCCAGCGAAUAAGAAACAGCAGCCAAAGCUUGCACGGAAUGACACGACGACUCGGGCGUGCAUGCAAGAAUAUCUGGACUUUUUGAAGGCGGACCUGCGGCCCACGGCUUCUUACCCUCGCCACGUCUCCGCCCUGAAGACAAUCAUUCUCUUCCUGGAGUCUGGUCUUGAUGGGAGAUACACCGCGACGGACAAUAUCAAGACAAAAUGGCUCUCUAGCCUCGAAGUGUUCGAGCCUACCCUGCUCAGAUUGCUGGUGGAUCUUCUGCUUGAUCCUUUCGAGGAGGUGCGAGCCACUUCGCUCUACAUUCUGAAUUUGUUCCCCCAGGAGGUCUUGUUUGAUAGCGCCAAGCAGACUGGAGGAGAGAUCCCCCAAAUCAUCGAAGGUCUCGCCAAGGCGGAACAACUGGCAAGCAACACCAGCCGAGCCGACUAUGCAGAUACCGUUGCUCGUUUGUACCAUAUCCUCUUCCGCGCAGCAGCCGUGGAUGGAGCGAAUCUGGCUGCGCCCUGGUGGGAGAACAAGACCAUGGUUGUUGAUACUCUUCUAAACAAGCUGGAGCAGAAGCUUUCCCUUGCAGGGGGACUGUUCAACUCUUCCAUGCGUGAUGCACCGCUGCAUGGAUACGUCUCCGCUCUCAGAUACAUCAUUGCUACCCCCAACUUUUACUCGUUGGUUUCAAGCGGGCAACCUUUGUAUGACAACUGGAAAUCUAUCCAUGUGAGAAUCGUGCAAGUUUGCGACCAGAUCUGGAAUGAGGUGAAGCCUGUUCUCUGCAUCGACUCGCCUGAAGGCCAUACAGAUGACCCCAUCGAGGAACUUGGUGUCGGCCCUAAGGAUAUCCUGUCUUACUCGUGGCGUGCUCUUCGCGAAUCAAGUCUUCUUCUGCAUGCCACACUUGCCAACAAGGCAUACGGCCCAGAAGGCGAGACCGGGCUAUCGGUUGAGCAUUUCGAGAAGAUUGGAACUCUCAGCUUCAUCCAGCUCGCUGAACUCCGGCACAGAGGAGCAUUCUCGACCGUAUCUCAGACAUUUGCUACUUGCUGCCAACGGUGCGGUCAAUCAAACAGCGAGGAGAUUUCCGCGCUGCCUAGUCGGUGGUACCAGGAGGCGAAGAAGAUCAUCUUUGAGUCUGCUUCCAAACUCACACGCCGCUCGGCUGGUCUUCCUGCACUAGUUGUCGGCAUUCUCUCCUCGAAGCCAGGCGGACCGCUGUUCCAAAGUGUCAUCAAGGACCUUCACGAGAUCUCCCACUUGCCUGCGGAGCAUGACCCGUCGAGACAGGACGUGCCUUUGCCGCAGGUGCAUGCGAUGAACUGUCUCAAAGAUAUCUUCACCAACACCAAGCUGGGACCCCAUACGGAACCUUUUAUCAUGCCUGCGUUGAGACUUUCUGCUGAACGCCUCGGAUCGCCUAUUUGGGCCCUCCGUAACUCGGGUCUGAUGCUGUUCCGCGCCUUGUUGACGCGCAUGUGCCGCACUGGUACUGGUCUGGGAUUCGGUGGUAUCUCAGGCUCCGAACCUGGUGCCCGAGUUUCCUUCCAGAAGUAUCCUGGCCUGUUUGAACUCCUGCCGACCCUUCUCAGCCCGUCCGAUAAGAGCGACAAUGCUGGCGAAAGCGACAACGCCAGGGUUACGGAGCGAGUUUUCCCAGCCCUGGAGCUCAUUGCUGAAAAGGUCCCGAAUGUCACUGGAGUCGACGAUGAGCUCUUGCGGGCACAUGUCCGGGAGCAGUUCAAGAGCCCAGUUUGGGGCAUCAGAGAACAUGCAGCUCGAGUUUAUGCCUCGCUGUUGAACCGUUCAGAUGUCUUGGCCAGCAUCAAGGCGUUGCUGAACGUGCAGAGGGACACCAUGACGCAAGACUAUCUCCAUGGAGAAGCUCUCUGUAUCAAGUAUUCUCUUCGGAGGCUUGCGUCGAGCUCGUUCUCUUUCUGGAACGAGCACAUUGAUGAGGUGUUAUCCACCCUGAAGAACAUUUUCGCGUCAUCCUUCCCAUUCGCGGAGUCCCCGUUCGUUGCCAGUAUUCUGCUGGAGAUUCUGAGCGACGUCGUAGAGAAGAGCAUCGAAUCUGGCGCCGAGGAAAAAAUGAUCACUACCCUAAGCCAGCUGUCCGAAUUCUACUCUUUCGCCAGCAUCCGGCAAUUCGUGUUCGAUUCGUCGCACCCGUCCUGGAAGACCUUUAGCACCACCCGCGCUCCUUCUCUCCUCCGCCGCGCCAUCUCGUGGGUCACCGUUCUGCAGAUGUUCGUGACAGACAAGCUGAGCGAGGUAGAGCCGCUGCUCGGUGUUGUUUCGCGCUUUGACCCCAAUGCUGGCCAGUGGCUGUUGGAGCGCAUCCAAGAGAUCUUUGGCGAGAGGAUUCAGUACAGACAGGCUCUGAUCAAACUUUAUUACACUGUUAUCCUCGGCGCCUACCCCGAGGAAGUCAAAGCAUCGGCAAUCUCAUGCCUAGCAUCUGCUCUGUCGUUCGUCCUAGACGUCCACAAUGAUGCUGUCACCCAGAUUGACCUCCCUUGGAAGACGCUAGAAAAGCAUCUAAAACUUGCUUCAAGCGAGAACAUAUGGAACAGAGAUCGUUCGGACGCCGAGCUCAUCCUCGAAGGAUGUCUCCUUUCAUUGAAGACGAUCUCUGGCCGCCAGAGCUCCGAUCUUGAUGUACUGGAAUGGGCAACACGGCUGCAGUCCGCCAUGCAAGAGGAGACAGAAUUCACCACGCGUCUUGCCGCCGUAUCCUCCGUCACAGCAUUUGCGCGCACACUCCGCCCUGCCGGCAGCGCCCCUCGCACAGAGAGCGCCUUUUUGGAGAUCUACCUGGCUCUAUACGAUAUGCUCAACGACGACGACGAAGAGCUGCGCGAUCUGGCCGCUUCCACCGCCUCCUGGGUCCUGUCAAGCUCCUCCGUCUCCCCGGACAAGGCAGUGGCCCUCUCCCCCCUGAACGCAAGCGAGCUCCUCUCCAAGUUCAUCACAGAGAACUACACCAACUCGCGCCUCCUCUACCAAAGAACCACAGCCUACAUCGCCGACGCGGAACCCCGCCUCAGCACCUCCAUCCCCAAAUACGUAUCCAUCCCCAACCGUCUCUCCGACCUCCGCAAGGAAAGCACCAUCCUCUUCGAAGAAGAGAAACAAAACCUCUUCAUCGACGAAGUCCGCGAAGUAGACGUCUGGUCCGCCCGACUACGCCAGCUAAGCGAAUCUGCGUACGACGAAGCCUCCCUCAGCACCCUCUUCAACUGGGUGUCCACCGGACUCUCCUGCUUCGGAGAGAUCUUCGCCAACGAGACCGAAAAGGACGGACUUCUGGGCUGGGCCUCGAAGCCGGAGACGUUCACUCUGGGCGUGCGGCUUUUCGGCAUGGCUGGGGCGAUGGUUUCCAGGGACUCUGCGGCUGCUAGGCUUUUGGGUCCGGAACGGGUUGAGGUUCUGAAGGAGAAGCUUCAUGUGUUGCUUGCCAGCGGGGAGGGAUCUUUGGUGCAUGAUGAUUGGAUUUCGAGGAUACGGGCUGCUUUGGAGUUAUGAUUGUGAGGUGGUUGGGCGUGGUGUGGUAUAGAGAAAAGUAUAGAGAUGAAUUUCACGCUGUCCUU
This is a messenger RNA of Aspergillus sclerotioniger CBS 115572, 5071 nucleotides long. Its product is annotated as THADA/TRM732 family protein. The coding region runs from base 84 to 5006 and encodes 1640 amino acids. Gene Ontology annotation, biological process: tRNA methylation. The record is from RefSeq and is a predicted model, not a curated record. Lineage: Eukaryota; Fungi; Ascomycota; Eurotiomycetes; Eurotiales; Aspergillaceae. Gene Ontology annotation, cellular component: cytosol. The transcript has 9 exons.